AUGUCAUAUUAUAAUAGAGGAAGAAAUAACACUACUCCAUGUAAAUAUUUCCAGAACGGUACCUGUAAUAAAGGCUCAUCGUGUAGGUUUGCACACGUAUACCAAAACAAUAGCAAGCAUAAUAAUAAUAAUAAUAAUAAUAAUAAUAAUAAUAACGGUACCUCCAGAUAUGGAGGAAGUUCUAGUAAUGAUCAAAAUAGUAAAGGCAGAUCAGAUGCUGAGAAAUUGAAUGAUUUCAAAAACGAAUCAAGACAAAAUGAAAUACAGAAAAUUAUUAAUUUCGAUAUGAACGAAUCAAAACAGUUUCAAGUUAAACCUUUAACUUCUACAUACAGUUAUGAGUUGCCAUGUAUGCUGAAUUUAAUAAACGGAAGAGAUUAUUCUGCUGAGGAAUCACGUUUUAAAUAUUAUCAAGCUCAAAAAGAUGGAACAUCUAACGCAUACCAAACAGAAAUGACUGCAAGAGAAAAUGAUAUGCAAAAGGCUAUUAUGCAUGUAUCAGCUCACCCUGAUUGGGCUGCAAGAUAUCUUUCAAAAGGUACAAAAGAGUUAAGCGAAACAGGAAAGACUUCAUUUGCUUCGGAGUUCAUCAAUUUUCCUUUAGAUCUGAUAGGCCAGUCAUAUGGAAGUUCAGCAUAUGGAACUACUAGUGCAGCAUUUGGCAGCAGUAGCCAAGCUUUUGGCAAUGCUAAUCUAGCAUUUGGAAGUACUAAUUUAGCAUUUGGAGGUACUAAUUCCGCAUUUGGAAACAGCAAUUCCGCAUUUGGUAAUAAUACAAAUGCAACGACAUCUGGAGUAUUUGGAGCGCCAGUAUUUGGAGCUUCCAAUAAUACAGUAUCUGCAUUUGGUGCAACUCAAACCAAUCCAUCAUCAUCUGUCAGCGCUUUUGGCUCAAGUCCAUUCGGUGCUUCAGCCCAUACAUUAUCGAAUUCGGGUACUACUGGAUCUGCAUUUGGACAACCUACCUUUGGAAAUAGUUCAAAGACAGGUACCAGUGCUUUUGGAACUCCUGCAUUUAGUAGCACAAGCCAGCCAACCAGUACUGCAUUUGGAAGUCCAGCCUUUGGCUCAAUGACGGAUAGGAACAAGGCUACUUUUGGUAAUCAACUCGGCACAUCAAAUAACCCAUUAAAUUCUGCAUUUGGUGCAUCACCAUUUAGUAAUAAUACGAGCGCUAAUCCGUUUGGAUCUACGCAGCAAGCAGCCACCUCCGGAACAAGUGUAUUUGGUGCACCAGCAUUUGGCACAUCAGCAGCAACCGGGAAAUCACCUUUUGGAUCUAUACAACAGACUUCUACUCCGCCUUUUGGACAGGCUGCUCAUAAUAAUAAUCCACUGUUACCUUCAGCAAAUGGACAACAAACAAAUAAUAAUGAUGUAUUUGGAAAUACAGCAUCCUCUAUGUCUACUAAUUUAAACAGCAAUAACUUAAGUGAUAGCUUGAAGAAUAACCAAGUUAUAACUAAUAGUUUUGGGAGUAAUCAAGGAAACCAAAUUGCUAAUACAUUUGAUAGUGCUUCAACAAAUUCAUUAUUUGGUUCUCAGACCACACAAAACAAUAGUCAAGGCGGAUUUCCUUCCAAUGGUUUUCAAAAUGUAGGAUCAGCUUUUGGCAGGAAUGCAGCAUCUGGUGUUUUUAAUAACAACAUUAGUAACUCUAAUCUGAGACAAGGUCCUCCUACGGAAGAUGAUCGAAAAACACCUGACGAAUUGUUACCGGAGACAUUAAACCAGUUCCAGGCAGAAUCGUUCACUCUCGGAAAGGUUCCAGAUAUACCACCACCUCUUUCAUUAUGUACAUAG
Messenger RNA from Tetrapisispora phaffii CBS 4417, 1803 nucleotides. It is a transcript of the gene NUP42, whose product is annotated as FG-nucleoporin NUP42. NCBI's taxonomy places the organism in Eukaryota, Fungi, Ascomycota, Saccharomycetes, Saccharomycetales, Saccharomycetaceae. The coding region runs from base 1 to 1803 and encodes 600 amino acids. The record is from RefSeq and is a predicted model, not a curated record. Gene Ontology annotation, molecular function: metal ion binding. The transcript has a single exon.